AUAUUGAGCCUGAACUCCUGGUUACAAUAAAGUUUCUGUAAACCCAACUCCUCCUUCAUCUUUAUUUUUCGUUUUUAAAACGAUAUAUACCGAUAACUCUUCUUCCCGAAAGUUUUGAACUUUUGAUAGGCACACCCUAAUUUCAAACUUUUCGUCUAGUACAACCGAGCCAAACAACCCAAAAUUCUGAAUGCGCAAAUCAUCCAGAAGAACCGCCCACGGUGGCCGACACCGAAACUGGACGGAACUCCCAGACGACAUCACGGCGUCGAUACUGUCACGGCUGGGAACGCUCGAGAUCCUCAGGACGGCUCAGAGGGUAUGCAUGACGUGGCGAAGAAUCUGCAAGGACAACUCUCUGGUUUGGCAAUCCAUCUACAUCCACGAUGAACAUUACAUCGACAUGAGCUAUUUGGACAAGAUCUGCCGCCACGUCAUUGAUCUUAGCUCUGGUAAUCUUGUGGAUAUCAGUAUUGAGUACAUCGGCACCGAUCAACUCCUCAAGUACAUGGCUGAGAGCUCAAGCGGAAUCAAACGCCUCCGAUUCGUGAAUUGCACUAGCUUAACAGACGAGGGAUUCAGCGAAGUGGCUUCGAAACUUCCCUUGCUGGAAGACCUUGACAUUUCGAAAUGUGAUAACAUCUCAUCUAAAUCUCUACAGGUGGUUACGUGCUCAUUCCCUCUUUUGAAAUCGUGCAAAUUGAAUUCACUCAAACUCAAUAUAUCAAGUGAAAGCAGGUGGCUUUGUAAGGUGGAUUAUUGUCAUGGAUAAACACAUGCAGGACUGAGUUAAUCGAGUGACUUCGAAACUUCAGAAAUAAUGUUGGAGGAUCAGGAUGACAUGUAUUGAUCAAGACAAAAGUUUCAUUGUUGUCUACAUCAUUAUCGGAUUGAGGUUGACCUCAGUGAUUUAGGUUUUACUUGCUAAUAAAUUUAGCUAUUUCAGAUUUCCGGCAUGUUUAUCUAAUUAGUAUUUUAAUGUUUAGUUUGGUCAUGUUCCCACA
Rosa chinensis is the source of this 1004-nucleotide messenger RNA. Its product is annotated as F-box protein SKIP19. The transcript is spliced from 2 exons. The coding region runs from base 191 to 772 and encodes 193 amino acids. Lineage: Eukaryota; Viridiplantae; Streptophyta; Magnoliopsida; Rosales; Rosaceae. Gene Ontology annotation, molecular function: protein binding. The record is from RefSeq and is a predicted model, not a curated record.